AUGGGGGUACAGGGUGAUUGUAGGGUACCGCCACCACAAGGGCAACAACAAGUUUUGGAGGAGUUACAAGCUAGUCAUCCUGGUAUGGCAUGUAGAAAGGCUAGGCUUAGCCAGAACAAUAGUCUGGUGCCUGGACUGGAUGGGGACAUCAAACCAAAGGUCCAAAAUUGUUCUAGUUGUCAAGAAACAAGGAAUGCACCAACAAAAGCUCCAUUGCAUCCCUCGUCUUGGCCCCAUCAGUCGUGGAUGAGGGUGCACAUGGACUAUGUUGGACCGUUCCUAGAAAAAAUGUUUCUCGUAGUCAUUGACGAACUCUCGAAGCGGAUUGAAGUAAAACCUGUAGAAUCAGCAAGGACAAAAACUACGGUGGAAAAGUUAAGAAAAAUUUUCUCAACUCAUGGAAUUCCUGAAAAACUGGUAUCAGACAAUGGGGCAGUAUUCACCAGUCAAGAAUUUACCGAUUUUGUAAAAUCGAAUAGAAUCGACCACAUUAAAACAGCACGGUAUCAUCCGUCAAGUAAUGGGCUGGUGGAAAGAGCAGUACAGGUAUUGAAGAAGGAAUGUCCCUAG
Molecule: messenger RNA, 570 nt
Organism: Corticium candelabrum
Lineage: Eukaryota; Metazoa; Porifera; Homoscleromorpha; Homosclerophorida; Plakinidae
Exons: 1
Coding region: 1-570 (189 amino acids)
Biological process (GO): DNA integration
Molecular function (GO): nucleic acid binding
Source: RefSeq, a predicted model, not a curated record